UAUGAUUGUGAAUUUUUGUUUUUUCAGUAAUAAAUUCCAACUUGUUACAAUAGUUCUUCCCUUUAGAAAUUUUCAAGAAAUCUAUUGAAAUUUUUGUCUUACUGGAAAAUAUAGGAAAACAAACAGCUACUGAAAAUAAUUCAAGGAAGUGAAUUUGUGGGGGGGGGGGGGUUACGGACUGCUCACUGAACUGCCCAGUACUGUUGAGUUUUCUGUUUCCAUCUCCAUUUGAAGAACAGUAGGUGGAGCUAUUUAAGGUUCACAGACCAAAAAUCCUCUCCCGGAGUUCACGACUGUGCAGUAAUUGGUUCGGACUCUGAGCGCCGCUGUUCACCACGGGGAAGGAAAAGCAGGGAAGCCCUGCUUGCUUUGCAUGCGCCUAAAACACAAUGCGGACAGAUUGAGACAAAACCCCUCUAGGAGCAAACUGGCCUGGAGGAACUCGUCCCACCUCCUAACUGUCUUGCUCCAAGGCUUCAAAAGCAGAUUCUGGUUCAGGUGAUCACAGGCAGAAUUGGAAAUAAUCCUCAGUUGGUGAUGAUCCCCAUGCAACGGCGGGAGGACUGCAAAGGGCUGGUCUUCCUGGGAGUCCUCCUCGGGAUGCUGUGGAAAGCUGGAUCCACCCAGAUACGCUAUUCGGUUCCCGAGGAGCUGGAGAAAGGAUCUAGGGUGGGCAACAUCUCCAAGGAUCUGGGGCUGGAGCCCCGCGAGCUGGAGAAGCGAGGGGUCCGCAUCGUCUCCAGAGGUAGGGCUCAACUUUUCGCUCUAAACCCUCGAAGCGGCAGCCUGGUCACCGCGGGCAGGAUAGACCGGGAGGAGCUGUGUAUGGGGUCCAUCAAGUGUCAGUUAAAUCUAGAGAUUCUGAUGGAAGAUAUAGGGAAAAUAUACGGAGUAGAAAUAGAAGUGAGGGACAUUAACGACAACGCUCCCUACUUCCGUGAAAGUGAAUUAGAAAUAAAAAUGAGCGAAAACGCCGCCGCUGGGAUGCGGUUCCCUCUUCCCCACGCUUGGGAUCCAGAUAUCGGGAAGAACUCGCUUCAGAGCUACCAGCUCAGCCCGAAUGCUCACUUCUCACUGGAGGUGCAGAACGGAGCUGAUGGUAACAAGUACCCAGAAUUGGUGCUGGAGAGCUCGCUGGAUCGGGAGGAAAAGGCCGCUCAUCUCCUAGUCCUCACCGCUUCCGACGCGGGAGACCCGGUUCGCACUGGCACAGCGCGCAUCCGCGUGAUGGUUGUGGAUGCGAACGACAACGCACCUGCGUUUGCUCGGUCCGAGUACCGCGUGAGCGUGCGGGAGAACGUGGCUGUGGGCACUCAGCUGCUGCUGGUCAACGCCACCGACCCAGACGAAGGCGCCAAUGCGGAAGUGAUCUAUUCCUUCCGGUACGUGGACGACAAGGCAGCGAAAGUUUUCAAGCUGGACAGUAACUUGGGGACAAUAUCAACAAUAGGGGAGCUGAAUCAUGAAGAAUCGGGGUUCUACGAGAUGGAGGUGCAAGCUACAGAUAACGCGGGAUAUUCUGCACGGGCCAAGGUCCUGGUCACAGUUCUGGACGUGAACGACAAUGCCCCUGAAGUAGCCAUCACGUCCCUCACCAACUCUGUCCCAGAAAACUCUCCCCAAGGGACAUUAAUAGCACUUUUAAACGUAAAUGAUCAAGAUUCUGGGGAAAAUGGACAGGUAAUCUGUUCCAUCCAAGAGAAUCUGCCCUUUAAGUUAGAAAAGUCUUACGGAAACUAUUAUAGAUUAGUCACAGAUGCAGUCCUGGACCGAGAAGAGGUUCCUAGUUACAACAUCACAAUGACCGCCACUGACAGGGGAAGUCCGCCCCUGACAACAGAAACUCACCUCGCACUGGACAUAGCAGACACGAACGAUAACUCGCCCGUUUUCCUUCAGGCCUCAUACUGGGCCUACAUCCCAGAGAAUAACCCUAGAGGGGCCUCUAUCGCAUCCGUGACCGCCCACGACCCCGACAGUGACAAAAAUGCCCAAGUCACUUACUCCCUAGCUGAGGACACCCACCAGGGCGUGCCCCUUUCCUCUUACGUUUCCAUCAACUCGGACACUGGUGUCCUGUACGCACUGCAUUCCUUUGACUACGAGCAGUUCCCAGACCUACAACUGCAAGUGAUAGCGCGUGACAGCGGGGACCCGCCACUCAGCAGCAACGUGUCACUGAGCUUGUUCGUGCUGGAUCAGAAUGACAACGUCCCCGAAAUCUUGUACCCCACUCUCCCUACCGACGGUUCUACUGGAGUGGAGCUAGCACCCCGCUCAGCAGAGCCUGGCUAUCUGGUGACAAAGGUGGUGGCAGUGGACAGAGACUCAGGACAGAACGCCUGGCUGUCCUACCGUCUGCUAAAGGCCAGCGAGCCAGGGCUCUUCUCCGUGGGGCUGCACACGGGCGAGAUAAGCACGGCUCGGGCCCUGAUGGACAGAGAUGCUCUCAAACAGAACCUCGUAGUGUCUGUGCAGGACCACGGCCAGCCUCCUCUCUCUGCCACUGUCACGCUCACUGUGGCGAUCGCCGACAGCAUCCCCGACGUCCUGGCAGAUCUAGACAAUCUAGAAUCUCCUUCCACCUCCGAAACUUCAGGGCUCACUCUCUAUCUGGUGGUGGCCGUGGCGGCGGUCUCCACCGUCUUCCUGGUCUUUGUUCUGGUGCUGCUGGCGCUCAGGCUGCGGCGCUGGCACUCACUGCGCCUGCUCCGGGCUGGGGGACCCGGAUUGGCUGACGUUGCAGCCUCUCACUUUGUGGGCGUAGACGGAGUGCAAGCUUUCUUGCAGACUUAUUCGCACGAGGUCUCGCUCACUGCGGGCUCCCGAAAGAGUCACUUGAUUUUCCCGCAGCCCAACUAUGCAGACACGCUCAUCAGCCAGGAGAGCUGCGAGAAAACCGAGCCUCUUUUACCAUCGGGUGAUUCGGUUUUUUCUAAAGACAAUCAUGCAUUAAAUCAGCAAGCCCCGCCCAACACUGACUGGCGUUUCUCUCAAGCCCAGAGACCCGGCACGAGCGGAUCCCAAAAUGGUGAUGAAACUGGCACCUGGCCCAACAACCAGUUUGAUACAGAGAUGCUGCAAGCCAUGAUCUUGGCCUCUGCCAGCGAAGCUGCUGAUGGGAGCUCUACCCUGGGAGGGGGCGCUGGCACCAUGGGUCUGAGCGCUCGAUACGGACCCCAGUUUACCCUGCAGCACGUGCCUGACUACCGCCAGAACGUGUACAUCCCUGGCAGCAAUGCCACGCUGACCAAUGCCGCUGGCAAACGAGAUGGCAAGGCUCCAGCAGGUGGUAAUGGCAACAAGAAGAAAUCGGGCAAGAAAGAGAAGAAGUAAUAUGGAGGCCAGGCCUUGAACCACAAGGCAGCCUCCCUCCCCAGCCAGUCCAGCUCGUCCUUACUUGUACCCAGGCCUCAGAAUUUCAGGGCUCACCCCAGGAUACUGGUAGGAGCCAGGGCCAUGCUCCCCGUUGGGAAACAGAAACACGUGCCCAAGCCAACACCCCCUCUCUAUACCCUAGGGAGUUGAAUAUGCAAAGAGAGUUCUGCUGGGACCCCCCUAUUCAAUCAGUGAUUGUACCCACAUGGGUAGCAGGGUUUGUGUGUGUGGACAUACACACACACACACACACACACACACACAAACCAUGCCACACUCCCUUAGUUACAGCUGAACUCCUCCAUCUUCCAACCCAGGCAGGCUUAUCCAUCUCCUGCCGCCCUCUCCCCACCCCACCCACUCCUUCAGUCCCUCUCUUUGAGCAAGGUAGCUGGGCUGUUGGGGUGACCGGUGAGCUAAGCCGGCUCCUAGUUCUGAACGGUAGGGAGAGUAUUACAAUCUUUUGGCCUCUCCUUCAGUUCAGCUUUCCCCCAAAGCAUGGUUUGGUACCAGUCUUCUCUUUUCCUUCCAGAGCCUGAGACCAAUGCUUAAGUUUUGGGGGAACAGGCACCCUCCCUCUGGUACUGAUGAUGCUUGCUGGAUUUUGGGAAGGCAUUUUGCUACUAAGCCUCUUUUCAAUGCCUGGGGACAACUAGUCUUUUGUUUUUCAUUGUUUGAUGUUCCCACUGCAUGCUGUGACUUCCCUACACCUCAAAGAAGAGACUCCUUUGCAUGUCUGGAGACAGUAGGGGGUGGUAAACUAAAGGGAAGUUGAGAGUGUAUACUGCUGGGAGUGGGGCAGUGGACAAAACAGCCUGUUAAUAGGGUCUUGCAAGGGGCUCUGUAUGUACCCAGGGGACUGGCUCAAUCCUCACAUUCUAGCCAUAGACAAACACCAGGCCAGACCCCUCCAUUCUGGUUCAGCCUGGGCAGCUUGGGCUGAGCCACCAGGACCAAUGGAUUUAAGCUGACAUUUCAGUCCAAGACGACGACUUCUAAGUGAGUUUAAGACCAGAGAGGAAAGAGGGGCCUCUGUGGGUGCUGGGUACUCCAGAGGUGCCCUUGGUGGGAGGACCAGUGGUCUUAGCAGGAAGGGGGGCCCAGCAAGGUCAUUCUUGGACCCUGGGUCUAGUCCAGUAGCUAGAAAAAGGGACCAAGUGGCCAUAAAGUCCCAGCCAAUGAUGGGGCUUUUCCAGUGGGCCCCUGUAGACCUCAAGCCCCUGGCCUCCACCUUACCAGGUGCCAUUUCUUCUCAGAAGGCCACUGCCCAGGCCCCCAGGCCGCCCCCUUGUGGCCAGAGAACGGUUAAAGCCCCCCAGUGCCUCCUUGUGCAUAGAACUUCCUCUGCCCUAGCCCUUACAGUAGUGUAGAAGAUCCCCCUCCCCCGCUGGUGUAGAAUAGCCAAUAGUAUAGUGUGGUGUGCUUUUACGUGAUGGCGAGUGGGCAGCGGGCGGUGGGCUGUACACAGCCGUCUGUCCUUUGAAUCUCAAUCUGCCUGCGCGGCCCGUGCUGUGUUUUGUGCUGUGUCCACACGCUGCGGCGACCCCUCCCUGUACUGACUUCUCUAUAAAAAGCUUCUCUUCGCAUAGUCACGUAGCUCCUGCCCAUCCCCCUUCCGAUAUCUCUCGCAAGUUUUAUACUCUAAUAUUUAUAUGGCUUUUUUCUUCGAAAAUUAAAAAUAAAAAAAUGGUUUCUUCUGAAA
This is a messenger RNA of Mus musculus (house mouse), 5080 nucleotides long. RefSeq names its product protocadherin gamma subfamily A, 12 (gene Pcdhga12). Gene Ontology annotation, biological process: homophilic cell-cell adhesion; cell adhesion. Gene Ontology annotation, cellular component: plasma membrane; membrane. Gene Ontology annotation, molecular function: calcium ion binding. The record is from RefSeq and is marked validated. The coding region runs from base 538 to 3336 and encodes 932 amino acids. Lineage: Eukaryota; Metazoa; Chordata; Mammalia; Rodentia; Muridae. The transcript has 4 exons.